AUGCCUCCACAUUAUAGCACUGGAAGCCCAGCUUUCAUGUUUGACCUUGCGGCCCCUGAGGAAUGGGCUUAUUCACCUGGUGACACCAUCAUCGGCAACUUGGUGCGGAAACUGCCAAUCGUUACCCCUGAAGCGUCCGUGAAGCUAUCAUUUGCUGGCCGCGUGAAGGUCAAGAUCGUCGUGCAGUCAGGACGUACCAAAAAGGUUUAUCGUGACAAUUGGCAGCUCUUGGACUUCCCAGAGAUCGUCCUUUUUCAGGGUCCACUGCAUCUCCCUGAAGGCAGCGAUGAGUCGCUUAGCUGGCCAAUCUCGGUGAACAUUCCAUAUCAGCCCAUGGAUUCGUGUAGACAAGGCCAUAGCCAGAAAUGCAGCUUUGCCCCGCUGGCCAGCGACCACCCAAUUCACCACACUUUGCCGGGGUCCUUUCUGUCCGAGAGUACAAGUUGGGGUGCCAAGUGGAACCCUGACUCACUCGAAUUUGUAGAGUACUAUCUCAAAGCUGAAAUUGGAUACAACUUUGGAGGGCACCACAAGUCCCACGAAGCCAUCUGCCCUAUCACCAUCCGGCCCCCGAUUGUACAGAGCACCGGUGUGCCAAAGAUGUUCAAACAACCAAGGCAUAUCACCACGCAGCGACUGCUUCCAGGAAUGGAAAAUGCAGAUCUUUCGUUCAAACAGCAUGCGCAGAAGCUCUUCUCCUCUUCAAAGGUGCCCAGCUUCCACUAUGAUGUUCUUCUCACUGUCCCGACCUCCAUUCAGCUCGACGACCCAACUCCGAUGCCAAUCCAAAUCCAGGUCAUGCCAAAUCUUGAAAAAACCAGCGACAGCAUCAAAGAAGUUGCGCAAAAUAUCCGCAUUCUGGCCCUCGAAGCAACCCUCCGCCUCAAUACCCAUUCACUGGCACCUGGAAACUUUACAGAUUCCGUACACCAGAGUCAAUACAGCGAGAGUAUCGGCCUGGGUCUGCAGCGCCUCAUGGAGGCUCUCGAGCAACCACUGGUAAUGACCACUGGGAAAGGAAAUGAGCCGUUGAAUAUCGGGGAUCUGUUCCAGUUGACCCUUCACGAUUGGGGUGUCAUGGCUGGAAACAAAAAGCUGCCUUUGGAUUCAUGGAGGAAUACCAAGCUCACGCCCGAUUUCACGACCUAUAACAUCCAGCGUACCCACCAACUGGAGUGGAGAAUCACUCUGGAGAUUGCGGGAGAGAAGGAAAAAUACAAGUUUAUCAACCCGGUGGAGAUUAUUGCUCCGGCAUACUAG
Molecule: messenger RNA, 1260 nt
Organism: Penicillium odoratum
Lineage: Eukaryota; Fungi; Ascomycota; Eurotiomycetes; Eurotiales; Aspergillaceae
Exons: 1
Coding region: 1-1260 (419 amino acids)
Source: RefSeq, a predicted model, not a curated record